Molecule: messenger RNA, 2984 nt
Organism: Linum tenue
Lineage: Eukaryota; Viridiplantae; Streptophyta; Magnoliopsida; Malpighiales; Linaceae
Source: the annotation of a GenBank genome assembly
AUGAACGACAGAGUUCCUGACGACUUGACGAGGAGAGUACUGGCGGAUAUGGAUAAUCUUCGGGCCGGAUAAGAUAAACGCCACCACCACCGCUUCUACUCCUUUUCCCGCCCCACUCCGCCGUCCGCUUCUCUCUCUCUCUCUCUCUCUCAUCUUCCAUCUCCUGCCUGUUACUACCUAAUGGGGGUUUCUGCUCCUCCGAAAGAGGCGGACCGCCUCAAGACCACUGUCGACGAGAAUGCCCGCAUUAGUGACGAAUUCGACAGUGAAGGAGAAGCAAGCGAAGGGUCAGAGUUAAGUGAAGUAGCUACUGAAGAGGGUGGUGGUUCUUCGGGCGAUGAGGAUGCCAGUACCAGCGAUGGUAGUGGAUUGGAUGAUGAUGAUGAAGGUGAAAAGGGUGGCUCUGGAGAAGAGGCUGAAGCGAGAGGUUCUUCUUCUGAUGACGAGGAUGCCUCUGCAACAGAUAAUGAUGGACUAGACAGUGUGGAAGGAAGUGGAGACUCUGAUUCUGAGCGCAGUCGAGUCUUUGAAGAGAGCGAUUCUUCGGAGGAUGAGCUCCUCGAAAUACAAUUGGAGAUGUUCCCUUGGAGUGGUACAAGGAUGAGCCACAUAUUGGAUAUGACAUUGAAGGGAAGAAUAACCAAAAAAGAAAGACAAGACAAACUCGACUCUUUCCUUGCUAAUGUUGAUGACUCAAAAAAUUGGCGCAAGAUUUAUGAUGACUACAAUGACGAGGAUGUAGAACUAACCAAGGAAGAAGCAAAAAUGAUCAGUAGAUUGCUCAAUGGAAAGGCACCACAUGCUGAGUUUGAUCCAUAUGCGCCGUAUGUUGACUGGUUCAAAUGGGAUGAUGCUAUACAUCCAUUAUCAAAUGCACCAGAGCCAAAGCGAAGGUUCAUUCCUUCGAAAUGGGAAGCUAAAAAGGUAUUUGUUGUCAAAUAUGUCAGGGCUAUUCGUAAAGGAUUGAUAAAGUUUGACAAACCAAAAGAAGAACCCCGUUUCUACAUGUUGUGGGGGGAUGAUUCUGGCGCUGCAGAUAAGACUAACCAUUUGUCUUACAUACCUGCCCAAAGCCAAAGUUACCAGGGCCCUGUUGUUUCGAUUUCAACUGAAGUUUCAGGAGAAUGGAUUGCAUCAGGUUCUACUGAUGGGACUGUUCGAAUUUGGGAGGUCGAGUCUGGUAGAUGCCGAAAAGUCUGGCAGUUUGAUGAAGCUGUGCAUUAUGUAGCUUGGAAUCCGAUGCCUGAGCUUCCUAUAUUAGCAGUCUCUGUGGGUCAGGAUGCAUAUCUCUUGAACACUGGUGUAGGAAAUGAAGAGACCCAAAGAAAACUUGGGGAACUUCUAUAUGUUGAGGCAGCUAAAGUCUCGGAUGAUUCGAAUAAUCCCAUAUGUAGCUGGAUCCAAGAUGACGAACAUGGAGGAAUCAAGCUGAGACAUGCUAAGACCGUGUCUUCUGUGGAGUGGCAUAGAAAAGGAGACUAUUUUUCAACUAUAAUGCCAGCAGAUAUCCUUUUCUUGCUGUUGUUCUCUCUUGCAAUUUUUCGUUUGUAUGCCUCUGCUUUCUAUGUUGCCUUGACUUGCUUAUCACGUGAAUCAAAAUCAGUCAUGAUACACCAGCUCUCUAAGAAGCUUACGCAAAGGCUUCCAUUUAAGCUGAAAGGAAUUGCAGUAUCAUCAGUAUUUCAUCCUACACGUUCCAUAUUCUUUGCUGUCACAAAGAAGAAUGUAAGAGUGUAUGAUCUGCUGAAGCAGAAAUUGAUAAAGAAGCUUGAGACUGGUCUCCGUGAAGUCUCAUCUAUUGCAAUUCAUCCUGGUGGUGAUAAUGUGAUUCUAGGAAGCAGAGAAGGAAAGCUAUGUUGGUUUGAUAUGGACCUCUCAUCUAAACCUUACAAGAUUCUCAAGUCUCAUUCGAAGGACGUUACGAAUGUUGCAUUCCAUCGUUCGUACCCACUGUUCGCAUCAUCUUCUGAUGAUGGCACUGCAUAUGUCUUCCAUGGGAUGGUGUACUCGGAUCUUAAUCAGAAUCCUCUGAUUGUUCCAUUGGAAAUUCUUCGUGGGCAUACAACCUUUAAUGGAAGAGGAGUAAUGGAUUGCAAAUUCCAUCCGCGACAACCUUGGUUGUUCACUGCUGGUGCUGAUUCGUCGAUCAAGUUGUAUUGCCAUAAUUAAGGUACUAGGUACUGCUGCUGAAGAAAUUAUGGCCAGGUCGGUGUACGCAGAAGUUGUGUAUGGAAUUCCCUACGGAGUCCUGUUCCUGAUCGGUAGACGCCAGGUCAAACAAACUCCAGAAUCUGUAGGGCAGCUCCUUUCUUCCAUGGUUUGUCAUUGUGCUCUGCAUUGCUAUGGAGAAUAGGUACGAGGAGGGAUUUAUGUCAAAGGAUUCUUGGAUCUAGAGGCUCGCCCACGCUUGGACCUAGAGUUUUGUUUGCUUUACUAUUUCCCUGAAAUUUCAGUCAAAUGAGAUGGACUUGGGAGUUGUAAGUAGAGUGUGGAAGGAAUAGGGCUAAUUUUCUUGUUGCGUCUUUGGGAAGGAAGUAAAAAAAAAAAAAAAAAAAAACGAGAAAGCAGACCCAAGGACACUUUAGACAAAAGAAGAAUAUAUCUAAUUUUGUUUGUUUUACGUAAAUUUCAAUUGUAUUAGUGUUUGAGCCUAGAAUGUACUAAGUGGUUAUGAUGCUCCGAUUUGAACUCCCUCGUCGGAUUUCCUCGAGAGGAAGAAUUUGUGAGGCGGGGGCGGCCUUGAAAUCUACGCUCCGAUGCUCAAGUUGGUACGAUCUAGGAGAGGAUGUAUGAUAUGUAGAGAGAUAAAGUAAUGAGAGAGUUUAGAGAGUGAACCAUAGGUGGAGAGUGUCGGAAGGGAAGAGAGCCUUCUUGAUGUUGCCCCCUAGUAGGAGGCGUUUCAUCUUCUAGCUUGCUGGUUCUUUCUUCUAGCCUGUUAGUCUUUCUGUUUCCUUUGAAGCGCUUUAGUAUUUCGGCUUUCUCGG